AUGCAUGGCAUUUGCGCAGACCACAGGUCGAUGCAACUGCGCGACGGAAUGGCUUGGAGCGGAAGUGACGGCCUCUCAGAUGCCCCUGAGGGCUCCACCUGCAGCUUCGAGCGGUUGGAAAUUCACAGCAGCUUUUCAGGAUCCGGACGGCCAAUUCGGCGAGAGUUUUUCGAAGUCCACCACAAGACUCGGGGCUCUCGUGCGACAGGAUGCUACCCAGAAAGUCUCGAGAGCGCCUCUGCUUCGGCUAAUUCCAUAACCUCAGGUAGCGGCCUCGACAUGUCGAUCCCUCCAUUGCGGGACAUCCCUUGGCUGGAUCGUGACGGUGAUGACACGCAGGGCGAGAUGCAGGAUUCCCCCUCCAGCAUGAGCCACUCCAGCCCGUCGACAAGCCCGCUUGCAAGAGCUCAACUAUUGCCGAAAGGACUCACAAAUCUUUCCGAUGUGUCUUGCGAUGCUGUCACGCAGCCAGCUAUUCACAAGGCAGCCGAGGCACCAGGCCAUGGAGUUUCCCAAAAAUCGCGCGAGCGUUUACAUCACGUUGGCUGGGCGAUCGUGGACCUGAACGGAGGAACUCGGAGCGGCAUCGACCAGGAUCUCUUCUUCAAAGUGCACCGCAGGAUCUGGCCCGCGCAUCAGGUGCAAGGAAGCCAGUCUCCGGCAUCACGUCAGAAUUCGAUGACAACCACAGGCAGCUCAACGGGUGUGGCGGCGGCCCUGGUGCGUGACAUCCCGUGGCUGGAUCAAGAUUCCGAGACGUCGGAUGCGAUGCAGGAUACCUCUUCCAGCAUGAGCGACACAAGCCCUUCCACAAGCCCACUUGCAAGGGUUCAACUCUUGCCCAAGCGAUUUGCAAAUCUAUCUGAAGACGUUGUUCUACCAUUAGAUCACCAGCGCCUGGUGCGCAAGUGCGGCGGUGUCCGGGCUUUGCGCCUUCCAGUUCAACAACAGACCUCCGAAUCCCAGGAAUCAGCGCUGAGCGAGCGUGGGCCACACCGAAAGAGUUGCGUUCAGCAGGCCGCCACAUGUGUCCAACCGGAGUUGCAGACAGCCAGAAACGCCCGUGGCGGAGCCAGGGGCCCCCAUGUGCGGUUUCUACUCGAUGCGAGGCAUAAUGGGAUUCACUGCGCAAAGAAGGAGGCAGCUCUCAGCGAAGCAGAGCUCCCGUGCAAGUCGGGAAAUGACGAGCGCAGACCAAAGUGCCAGGUGUCAGAUGGCAGAGAAGGGCCAGCCUCAGCCGCUGCGGCAUGA
Molecule: messenger RNA, 1251 nt
Organism: Symbiodinium sp. CCMP2592
Lineage: Eukaryota; Dinophyceae; Suessiales; Symbiodiniaceae
Source: the annotation of a GenBank genome assembly